GCGUGAACGCGGAAGAGCAGGAGCGGAAGCGCGCGCGCGUGACCGGAGGCGCGUCAGAGAUGGACCGGACCGGAUCAUGGAGCUCGUGUCUGUCCUGCUGAACCGAGCCUGGCGUUUAACGGGACUCUCUGACAAGAGAAGCAGGAGGAUGGAGGAGAAAGCGCUGGAGGUGUACGACGUGAUCCGGACGAUCCGUGACCCGGAGAAGCCCAACACUCUGGAGGAGCUGGACGUGGUGACGGAGAAGUGUGUGGAGGUGCAGGAGCUCGGAGACGACGAGUAUCUGAUCAUCAUCAGGUUCUCUCCAACCGUCCCACACUGCUCUCUGGCCACCCUGAUUGGUCUGUGUUUGCAGGUCAAGCUUCAGCGCUGCCUGCCGUUCAAGCACAAGCUAGAGAUUUACAUCACGGAGGGAACGCACUCGACCGAGGAGGACAUUAACAAACAGAUCAAUGAUAAAGAGCGCGUGGCGGCCGCGAUGGAGAACCCAAACCUGCGUGAGAUGGUGGAGCAGUGCGUGACCGAACCGGACGACUGACAGACGGCUGAUCGAACCUUUCCUC
Messenger RNA from Carassius carassius (crucian carp), 563 nucleotides. RefSeq names its product cytosolic iron-sulfur assembly component 2A (gene ciao2a). The transcript has 5 exons. The coding region runs from base 77 to 538 and encodes 153 amino acids. The record is from RefSeq and is a predicted model, not a curated record. Lineage: Eukaryota; Metazoa; Chordata; Actinopteri; Cypriniformes; Cyprinidae.